Messenger RNA from Dama dama (fallow deer), 2663 nucleotides. RefSeq names its product hydroxysteroid 17-beta dehydrogenase 4 (gene HSD17B4). Lineage: Eukaryota; Metazoa; Chordata; Mammalia; Artiodactyla; Cervidae. The transcript is spliced from 24 exons. The record is from RefSeq and is a predicted model, not a curated record. Gene Ontology annotation, molecular function: oxidoreductase activity. Bases 155 to 2407 code for a protein of 750 amino acids.
UGCAAAACUACGGCGUCCCUCUCCGUCUCAGAAGCUGGCAGGUCGCUACCGUCCUGCCCCCGUCGCUCCCUCCGUCUUGCCUGCCUCGCAGUCUGAACUCCAGUCCGCACUACUUCUGCUAGUGUGUGUGUGUGUGCCGCUGCAGACUGGACUUAUGGCCUCGAUGUUGAGGUUCGACGGGAGGGUGGUACUGGUUACCGGCGCGGGGGGAGGAUUGGGCCGAGCCUAUGCCCUGGCUUUUGCAGAAAGAGGUGCAUCAGUUGUUGUGAAUGACCUAGGAGGGGACUUCACAGGAGUUGGCAAAAGCUCCUUUGCUGCUGAUAAGGUUGUUGAAGAAAUAAGGAGGAAGGGUGGAAAAGCAGUGGCUAACUAUGAUACAGUGGAAGAAGGAGAGAAGAUUGUGAAGACAGCACUGGAUGCUUUUGGAAGAAUAGAUAUUGUGAUCAACAAUGCUGGGAUUCUGAGGGACCGUUCAUUUAGUCGAAUAAGUGAUGGAGACUGGGAUAUAAUCCAGAGAGUUCAUUUGCGGGGCUCAUUCCUGGUGACCCGGGCAGCAUGGGAUCACAUGAAGAAACAGAACUUUGGAAGAAUCAUCAUGACUUCAUCAGCUUCAGGAAUAUAUGGCAACUUUGGCCAAGCAAAUUAUUGUGCUGCAAAACUGGGUCUUCUGGGCCUUUCAAAUUGUCUUGCAGUGGAAGGCAAGAAAAACAACAUUCAUUGUAACACUAUUGCCCCUGCUGCUGGAUCACGGAUGACCCAAACUAUUUUGCCUGAAGAUCUUCUGGAAGCCCUAAAGCCGGAUUACGUGGCACCCCUGGUCCUUUGGCUUUGCCAUGAGAGUUGUGAAGAAAAUGGUGGCUUGUUUGAGGUUGGAGCAGGAUGGAUUGGAAAAUUACGAUGGGAGCGAAGCCUUGGAGCCCUUGUGAGACAGAAGACUCAGCCAAUGACUCCUGAGGCAGUGAAGGCUAACUGGACAAAGAUCUGUGAUUUCGAUAAUGCCACCAAGCCUCGGAGUAUUCAAGAGUCCAUUGGCAGUAUAGUUGAAGCUCUAAAUAAAAUAAAUUCAGGUGAAGGAGUUUCAGCAAAUCAGACCAGUCAUGCAGCAUCAGCAGCCCCAUCUGGAUUUGCUGGAGCUAUUGGGCAUAAACUUCCUCCAUCUUAUGCUUCUUAUGCGGAACUGGACACUAUUAUGUAUGCCCUUGGAGUGGGAGCAUCAGUCAAGGAGCCAAAAGAUAUGAAGUUUAUUUAUGAAGGGAGUUCUGAUUUCUCCUGUUUGCCAACCUUCGGAGUUAUUCUUGCUCAGAAAUCUGUAAUGGGUGGAGGAUUAGCAGAGAUUCCUGGGCUUUCAAUCAACUUGGCAAAGAUUCUUCAUGGGGAGCAGUACUUGGAGUUAUAUAAACCAAUUCCCAGAGCAGGAAAAUUAAGAUGCGAACCACUUGUUGUUGAUAUCAUGGAUAAAGGAUCCGGUUUAGUACUGCUCCUGGAUGUCUACUCUUACUCUGAGGAGGAACUUAUAUGUUAUAAUCAGUUCUCCAUCUUUGUUGUUGGUUCUGGAGGCUUUGGUGGAAAACGGACAUCAGACAAAGCCAAGGCAGCUGUAGCCGUACCUGAUAGACCUCCUGAUGCUGUACUUACAGAUGCCACCUCACUUAAUCAGGCUGCUUUGUACCGGCUCAGUGGAGAUUGGAAUCCCUUACACAUUGAUCCUAACUUUGCUAGCUUAGCAGGUUUUGAUAAGCCUAUAUUACAUGGAUUAUGUACAUUUGGAUUUUCUGCCAGGCAUGUUUUACAGCAGUUUGCAGAUAAUGAUGUGUCGAGAUUCAAGGCAAUUAAGGUUCGUUUUGCAAAACCAGUAUACCCGGGACAGACUUUGCAGACUGAGAUGUGGAAGGAAGGAAAUAGAAUCCAUUUCCAAACCAAGAGUGAGCUGGUUUUUCCCCCCCCCUCUCAUACGCUUUAUAAGGUCCAAGAAACUGGAGACAUCGUAAUUUCAAAUGCAUAUGUGGAUCUUGUGCCAGUGUCUGCUGUUUCAGCGAAGACACCAUCUGAGGGUUCAGGGCUUCAGAGUACCCUUGUGUUUAAGGAAAUAGGUCGCCGCCUUCAGGAUAUUGGGCAAGAGGUGGUAAAGAAAGUCGGUGCUGUGUUUGAGUGGCAUAUCACUAAAGGUGAAAAUCCUGCAGCCAAGUGGACUAUUGACCUGAAAACUGGUUCUGGAAAAGUGUAUCAAGGCCCUGCAAAAGGCUCUGCUGAUGUAACCAUCACACUUUCAGAUGACGAUUUCAUGGAAGUAGUCUUGGGCAAGCUUGAUCCUCAGAAGGCAUUCUUUAGUGGCAGGCUGAAGGCCAGAGGGAAUAUCUUGCUGAGCCAGAAGCUCCAGAUGAUUCUUAAAGACUAUGCCAAGCUCUGAAGGAUGUGCUACGUUAUUAAUUACAACAGAAAAAUUAAAUACUCUCUUCACCUAAAUAUGCAGAAAUAAUCCAGCAAAAAUGAUCAAAAUUAAGGUACAGGGAGAAUUGCUUAACAUUUUCAGAAUCCAGAUAACCUUCAGAUUUUUAUUUUCUACUAAUUUUUCUUGUUAUUAUUUUUACAAGGAAUUGUAAGCUGGCACAUGUUUAUCCUUCUGUCCUUAGACCGAUGUCUUCAUAAUAAAAAUUUUCACCCAA